AUGCUUCGUAAUGUCCGCUGUGAGACGAGGAGACUGUGCUAUGUAGUUCAGAUUUUGAAAAUGAGUUCUCCGUAUUUCAUGCAAAGCAGCGCUGUUCUCACCCGGAGCAGCAGUCACGGUGCGGGCGGUGGAUCCGCGGCCUCUUUGAGGUCCAAACUCAGCAGCAGACAGGGGGAUGUGGACGCCGUUCCUGCACGGAAGGUGGAGGCGGAGGAGGCGACAGUGUCCGAAGAGAAGCCCUCUUUGACCCCUUCAUCCAGCGACGGCUGCCAGGAACGCCUCCGGCCUAUCACAGAGAUUGAAGCGUCAUCGCUGCUUCCUCGCGGUCGCAGGAGGAGACAGGUUAAGGUGGAGUAUGACGGAGACGAUGGCGCCUCCCGGGUAAAGACGGAGCACUGGGAGCCUCCGGACUGGAUGAAACAGUUGGGUUUCAUCCGUGAAAUGAGGAGCUGUCGAGACGCCCCAGUGGACAACAUGGGAGCUGAGAAAUGCUACGACACACAAGCCCCCGCACAUGUGAGGCGUUUCCAGGUGUUGGUGUCGCUCAUGCUGUCCAGCCAGACAAAGGACCAGGUGACGGGCGCAGCGAUGCAGAGACUUCGGGCGCAUGGCUGCACUGCAGAGAAUAUAGUCGCCACCGACAACAAAAAGCUGGGAGAGCUCAUCUAUCCCGUCGGCUUCUGGAGGAACAAGGUAAAGUUUCUGAAGCAGACGUCGGCCAUGCUGGUGACAGAGUUCGGGGGAGAUAUCCCGAACAGCGUGGAGGGUCUGGUUCGCCUGCCGGGAGUCGGACCUAAGAUGGCCCACCUGGCUAUGGACAUUGCCUGGGACCAAGUGUCUGGCAUAGGAGUGGACACACACGUGCAUCGCAUCUCCAACAGGCUGGGCUGGCUCAAGAAACCAACCAAGAACCCAGAAGACACACGCAAGGCCCUGGAGGAGUGGUUGCCAAGGGAGUUGUGGAGCGAGAUCAACUGGCUGCUGGUUGGGUUUGGACAGCAGGUUUGUCUUCCAGUUAGCCCGCUCUGCUCCGUGUGUCUGAACCAGUACAGCUGUCCAUCUGCACACAAAUGUUCUCCCGCAAAAAGACCCAAACACGGAUCACCACGCUCUCCAGGUCCAUCGCGCAAAUUUAAGGUCGAAUCUGAACAGGAAAGUGAUGCCAGAAGUAAAUCGGCAGCAAACCUGAAGCCACCAGACUAAGAAGGAUUGUAAAAAAACAAACACUGAACUGCCGAUUUAUGAUGUUGGCCAGAAAAAAAACACGAUAUGUUUCAUAAUUAAACACAUGCAGUGAUUGAUAGGAAUAUUUUUGUACUGUUUUAUUUUUUCAACUCAAAUAAAUAAAGUAAGAACUGAAGUUU
Messenger RNA from Xiphophorus hellerii (green swordtail), 1364 nucleotides. It is a transcript of the gene nthl1, whose product is annotated as nth-like DNA glycosylase 1. NCBI's taxonomy places the organism in Eukaryota, Metazoa, Chordata, Actinopteri, Cyprinodontiformes, Poeciliidae. The record is from RefSeq and is a predicted model, not a curated record. Gene Ontology annotation, biological process: base-excision repair, AP site formation; nucleotide-excision repair; base-excision repair. Bases 1 to 1203 code for a protein of 400 amino acids. Gene Ontology annotation, cellular component: nucleus. Gene Ontology annotation, molecular function: DNA binding; DNA-(apurinic or apyrimidinic site) endonuclease activity; oxidized pyrimidine nucleobase lesion DNA N-glycosylase activity. The transcript has 6 exons.